CAGGUCGAGAUUACGUUCACGUAGAAAUUGUUUCACGUAUUCGAGCAUCGUUUCGAUAGACAACGAUUUUGUAUUACUUAUUUACCAAGUCUUGUUUAUUAUGUCUUGCCAAACAAAUAUGAUGUCAUACAAAAUAUGAUGAACAAUCGUGUUAAGUCUGUGCUCUUUCACGGCUUCAACUCCUCCGUGUGAUUUGUGCCAAGAAUUAAAGAAGAUCGAAAAGAAUUCAAGCGCAUCUAGGAGAAGAAGACUAAGUGUUCAGAAUAAUAUGCCAAGAAUUUAUUGUUCAGAAUAAUGUCAAGAAUUGAUUGUUCAGAAAAAUAUGCCAAGAAUUAAUUGUUCAGAAAAAUAUGCCAAGAAUUUAUUGUUCAGGAUAAUAUACCAAGAAUUAAUUGAUCAGAAUAAUAUGCUAAGAAUUAAUUGAUCAGAAUAAUAUACCAAGAAUUAAGUGAUCAGAAUAAUAUACCAAGAAUUAAUUGAUCAGAAUAAUAUACCAAGAAUUAAUUGAUCAGAAUAAUAUACCAAGAAUAAAUUAUUUAGUAUAAUAUGCCAUGAAAGUUUCUACAAAACAACUACAGAAAAGGAAAUGCUUCACAUCGAACAUGAUUACCCCCCUUCAGUUAAUUGUGUUCAAAACUAUCAUGUUGUUAUCUAUUUCAAUUUCAUAUAACGUUUUCAAUUUAGGAAAAACAUUGAAGAUGGAACAUCGUUCUAGUUUCCGACUUUUCCUGAUGAUCGUCGCUGCACUUAUCCUAGCAGGACAGGCAAGAUCGGAGGCGCUGUUCCAGUCCCACGCUCCCCUGGCGGACGAAAAUCUGGGCUACUGGGACGAGCUGGACCACGACAACAUACACGACUCCAUCGUCAAACUUCCAGGACGCCAUUCUCCUAAACUUUCGUAUAAUCCUCCUGGUGCUUUUGAAGAAAAUGCAAAAUAUAAUCGAAGACGUUCGCAAAAUUCACAGAGAAACAGAAAUAAUCCCAUAUCUUACAAAAAUUCAAGGAAUAGUCGGUUUGAUGGAAGAGAACCACAAUCAAACCCGAUUCAGGUUCAACCUCAGUUAUCUCCAUUGAGAAGUCGCCCCGGUGACGACACCAGCAGAGUUGUGAGUGCAUGGCAACCGAUCACAAUAGACACAGACGACGCUCAGCAGAAUAUGAAACUUCCUGAGCUUGAAGUUAGUCUUCGUCAUAACCACGAUAGCGGACAAGAGGAUGAACAAAUGAAGGAAAUUGAGCCCAAGAGUCCCGACAUCGACGUGCCGGCCACUCAGUUCGACCGGACGAUGCCGAGGAAUGUAACAGUGGGAGUUGGACGUGUGGCUGAACUGCCGUGUCGUGUGUUGCACUACCAGGGACAGUCGGUAUCGUGGAUCAGAAGGAAGAACCUACAGAUCCUGACGGCGGGCGAGUACAGAUACGUCACGGACGUGAGGUUCUCUAUCGUCCACAGCGUCGCGACGCGGCAAUGGCUACUCAGGAUCAACGGCGUCAGGUUCAGCGACGCUGGCAUCUACGAGUGUCAGGUCGCCACCCAGCCGCUACUUAUCUUCGCUGUGCUACUCGUCGUAGAAGACCGCGCUUCUGCUGCCAGAGGCCAAGAAGAGACCACGGGCACGCCUAUGGCUGAUGCUUCUGAACGCAAUGACAUAAAAGCCGUGAUUCUCGAAGGCCCUGAAAUUUCGGUGGCCGAACACACGCCUCUAACGCUGCGCUGCGUCGUGCAGCACCGCGCAGGGCAGGCGAUGGAGGCGCGUUGGUUCCACGAAGAUACAGAGCUUGAUCUUUCGUAUGGGUGGAUACAUCCGGACAAGCAGCAGCGGACAUCACAGCUACCUAUGUUGGAUAUUUCUAAUUCAGCAAGAUCUGAAUAUCCAUCAUAUUUUAAAUCUACUGCACAAAAUCAUAAUACUGAGGGAUUCCCAAAAUUCUACAGUAAAUAUCCUGCACUCUUGAAAAAUGCACCAGGACAUCAGGAUCGUGCAGAAAUAUUUAUUUCACGCAGCAAUCGGCCUGUUCCUUAUACGGAACACGUCAAAUUAGAUCAGUUUGAUGGUCAAGACUAUGCAGAUAUUCACACACGCAGUGAAGUCAAAAGUUCUCAUGAUAAUCGUCAAGCAACAAUAUUUUACCAACAUGUAUCUAGAUCUUUAAAGAACUUCAAUGACUAUGAACCUGAUCUUGACUUUAAAAACCACGUCAUGUCAUCUGGCUCGGACUCUUACAGCGACAGCUUUCGGGAUUCCGAGGCACAAUUUCCUCGAUCACGCAAGAUCAAACAUCUUCUUCCAAUCCAAAGGGACGGCAUUGCUGGAAAAUUUCUCCCCGAUGAAUCAGGCAAUUUGACAAACCCGACGGCUGAAGGAUUGAUCAACAGCACUUUUCACCUUCACGUUGGCAUCGCAUCGCAAGAAAAAGGAGGAACCUACACGUGUAGUCCACGCGGAGGAGAGAACGCCACAGUCUCCGUGCGCGUCAGACCACCUGACGAACGACUUUUUGAACAAGAACUGAGGUCAUCUAGCGGUGCCAGCCUCUUCUUGUACGGCUGCAACGGCUGGAUGCUUGUGGCCGUUACCUUCUUCGCCAUCUUAAAGGCCAUCAUUUUUUCGCUUAACUGGUAUUCCUAA
This is a messenger RNA of Hyalella azteca, 2630 nucleotides long. RefSeq lists its product as uncharacterized. The record is from RefSeq and is a predicted model, not a curated record. Gene Ontology annotation, biological process: synapse organization. NCBI's taxonomy places the organism in Eukaryota, Metazoa, Arthropoda, Malacostraca, Amphipoda, Hyalellidae. The transcript is spliced from 7 exons. Bases 552 to 2630 code for a protein of 692 amino acids. Gene Ontology annotation, cellular component: neuron projection membrane.